GAGGAAGGAAUAUGGUUUCAUCUGACGCUCCUCCCGUUUCGGCGCUGCUUUAGCGGAGUGACUCGAGCAGGAGGUUUGGGGCUCUCACGACCAGCUUCCCCGGUACCGAGCAGCCUGCAGGAGCGCGACCGGCACACCGGGACACAUCAAUGGUGGAGGCCGUGGUGGAGUUCGACUAUGAGGCUCAGCAGGACGAUGAGUUGGGCCUGGCGGUGGGCGACAUCAUCGUGAACAUACGGAGGGACGACGGAGGAUGGUGGGAGGGCGAGCUGGGCGGACGCAGGGGCCUGUUCCCGGAUAACUUUGUCAGGGAGAUCAAGAAAGAGGGGAAGAGGGAUGGAGGACAGGCGAGCAUGAUCAGGUCUGACCUCUCCAACGGGAGAGCCAGCCCCGUGUCGGACGUCAGCGUACGGUCGGGCCGGAAAGUAGAGCAGAUCCGUAAGCGGAGAUGUAAAGCGGCGUUCAGCUACGCGCCUCAGCAUGAAGACGAGCUGGAGCUGAAAAUAGGCGAUGUCGUGGAGAUCAUAUCAGAGGUGGAGGAGGGCUGGUGGGAGGGGUUUCUGAAUGGGAAGUCCGGAAUGUUCCCCUCCAACUUCACCAAAGUUGUCCAGGCGGAGUCGGAGACGUCCUCCCUGGACACCUCGCAGGAGGAGCUGCGCAGCAACCGCACCAGUAAGGACAGCCCGGGCAGUGAGAGCGAUGGAGCCGACAGCCGGUCAGAGACGGGUUCAGGAGAGAUUCAACCCAAGAAGAUCCGAGGGUUCGGCUUCGGCGACAUCUUCAAAGACCAGCCCAUCAGGCUCAGACCGCGCUCCAUGGACGUGGACUCGGAGGGGGACAAGGCCAACGAGGGGAAAGCAGCGAGCGUCGCCACGGAAACCAUGAAGACUGAACCCGACGGCAAAGCCAAAGGCCGGGAGCUGUGUAAAGUCCUCUUUCCCUAUGAGGCACAAAAUGAAGACGAGCUGUCCCUAAAAGAGGGCGAGAUCAUCAACAUCAUCAGCAAGGAGUGUGCCGACGCCGGCUGGUGGAAGGGCGAGGCCGGGGGCCGGCAGGGCGUCUUCCCCGAUAACUUCGUCAAGCUGCUCGACGUCGACAAAGAGAGACCAAAGAAGCCGCCUCCUCCCAGCGCACCGUCGGCGAAACACGGCGCAGAGAGAAAGUCGGAGGUCAAGAAGGUUCCUCCUGAGCGCCCCGAACACCUGCCACAGAGAGACCCGGACCGAGGUGAAGAGGUGAAGCUCGGAGACAUCCCCAAGCCCUCCCUCCCGUCCGCCCUCCCCAAGAAACCCCUCCCCCCAAAGACAAGCAUUUCCUCUUCCUCCUCCCAACCCCCGCGGCGCCCUGAGAGACCGCCCACUCUAGCGUUUGAAAUCCCCAAGUCAGAGGGCGGGGCUUCCACACCAGACUCCGCCCCUGAUGGGUCACAUGACGCCGCCGACGUGGACCUCGACGUCGUGGUGGCGUCCGCGGAGAAGCUGAAUCAUCCGACGGCGUCGCGGCCGAGGGUCACGGACCGCCGGCCUCGCUCCCAGAUCAUCUCGGCGUCCUCCCUGUCCAGUCUGGACCUGGACUCCCCGGCUGCGAUGGACCGGAAGGAGAAGGAGGAGCCGGAGCCCGCCCCCCACCGGCCCGUCGAGGUGUCCCUGAGGAAGGGAGUCCCUUCCGUCUCUGUAGCCGACAGUAAGGCGCCGCUGCCCACCAGGCCCUCCGUCCUGACCCCGCCCAGCGCCGACCACCGGCCCACGUCCCCGUCUUCCUCCUCGGGCCUGAGCCCCUCCCCCGAGCUCAGGCAUUCACCUCUGACCCCCCCGACCCUGGAGGAACUCAGGAACCAGCUGAGGGACCUGAGGUCCUCCGUGGAGCUGCUGACGAACCAGCACAGGCAGGACAUGAAGCACCUGACCAACGCGCUGGAUGACGAGAGGAAGAUUCGUGUUAGUUUACAGAUGGAAGUCGAGCACAUAAAGAAGAGCCUGUCGAAGUGAAGACGGCGGCGUCCCCUCGUCGCCAUCGGAGGCCCAACAUCGAAAGACAUUCUAUCACUGUUGGCCGAGACGCUUCAGCCAAAACAAAGUUUGUGCCAAAUGAUCGUCAGGAUCAAACAUCAGCAACACAGUACCAUGGACUCCCUCCCCCCCCCCCGGCCCCUCCCCCCCCACCACCACACACACACCUCCCCCCUUAUGAUGUCGCCUUAUCCUGCGUUUACUUCUUAUUUUUUCUAAGAGGCUUCUCUCGUUACGUUUACUGCUGUUUCGUCCAAAAAGCUUGCCGUGCCACCGGGGGUACUCUCAUUGGGCGGUGCGUCGCCACGGUUACGGAACGACGACUCAGUGGCGACCUCGCCGGUUUCCUGAUGCGGAGGAGAGUCGACCUUCGUAGCCCGGUUGGUUCAGACGACCUCUGAUGCCGGCCUGUGUCCUCUCUGCGACCUUCACCUCUUGUCUACGAGCGUGUGUGUGUGUGUGCGUGUGUGUGUGUCAGAUGUUUUGUUUUUCUAUCCACGUGGGGACCAAGAGUCAGAUCGGGGACAUCUUUGUAAAUUGAGGUCGUUUCAAAGAUUAUAAGAUGACCGUUAGGAUUUGGGUUGGUCGAAGCCGAUACUUCAUCGUUCACUCUCGGGUUGUAUCGAUUCACACGCUGAGCUCGAUGUUUCCAUGGUACACUGCAGGCGGAGGAUUUUUUGAAACAUCAGCCAUUAACAGUCCUGACCUUUUUUUAAAAAUUCUUCUUGAUAUUAUAAAUUUAUAACUUGCAGUCAAAUAUUCCACCUGUUGGGAGGCUAAAACUAUAAGCACACGAUAAUUCUUCCCCCCUAUCACUUUAAUUAAGUCUCACCAACAUGACAAGUGCUGAUGCUCUUGGUGCUAAUCAAAGGAAUAGUUGGUCAUUUUGGGAGCUUUGCUUGUUUGCUUAUUGAGUUAUUAUGUCUUUACAGAAGCUGGUAAUGCUAAGCUAAGCUCAUCGUCUCCUGACUGUAGCUUCAUAUCGAUCUUCUCGUCUAAUUCGGCACAUUUCCCCAAAAGAUUUGUAACAAUUUUUCUUCCCCCAAAUCCAACCCGUGUGAUAUUUGGCUGCAAAAGAAUGUGAAGAAAAGCACACGUCGCUGCAUGAUAACCCCCUUAUUCGUGACAUCGUGGCGAAGAGCGUUGCCUUCCGGACCAAAACAUUCUCUUUUUACCUCGUUUUAUUGCUUUUUGCACUUUUUUGCACCACGAUUCCAGGAAACCUCAAGAGAGAGAAAACAGCCGCGGCGGGUCGUAACCCCCCCCAAAUAAAAAAAUGAACGAGAUCCACGCGCAGCUGAAGUUUCUGGUGCUCUUUUGGCAGCAGGUUGAAGGGUAAAAGACAGGGCCGGAGGAAUGUAGUCAGUGAAAGGACCUCACAGGUAAAACAAGAUACAAAUGUGUGUGUGUGUUUGUUAGCAUGUAUACGGCCGUUUGCCUCCCUUCCUUAUACAUGUGCACAGAAUCUAUGGCAACCCGUCACUGUGGCCUUCCUGUUCUCGACUCCAAAACUUUCUUUCUGUCUUUCCGUCUCUCUCUUUCUGUCUUUCUUUCUCUCUCUCUUUCUCUCUUUCUGUCUUUCGUUCUUUCGUAUGACGAGGGGAAAAAACUGCGACAACUGAGUCUACAAGUUGUUUUUUUGACUUGGUCCUUUCUCUCCAGGAUAGUGAUAAAUAUAUAUACUUUUAUAUUUCUGUGUAAUAAAGAUACUAUUAUGUACUGUA
Pseudoliparis swirei is the source of this 3733-nucleotide messenger RNA. It is a transcript of the gene sh3kbp1, whose product is annotated as SH3-domain kinase binding protein 1. The record is from RefSeq and is a predicted model, not a curated record. The transcript has 19 exons. Gene Ontology annotation, molecular function: protein binding. Lineage: Eukaryota; Metazoa; Chordata; Actinopteri; Perciformes; Liparidae. The coding region runs from base 150 to 1988 and encodes 612 amino acids.